AUGAAUGCUGGAUUUGAAAAGCAGAUCGCCAAUCUUGGCUGGGAUGUUAAGGUUGAGAACCCAUUAGACGACACUUCGUUCGAAGACAAGAAGACCGAUGAUAAAGAUCAAUACGGUGUCAAAAAUGCUGCAAUUGUUAGCGAAUGUUGCCAAAAGAUUUACAAUGCCGUCAACAACUCUGUUGCCAGCGGAAGACUUCCAAUAACUAUCGGAGGAGAUCAUUCUAUUGGCACCGCUACUGUGGCAGGAACCAUGGCGGCUCGUCCAGAUACUUGUGUUUUGUGGAUUGAUGCCCAUGCGGAUAUCAACACUCCUCAAACCACCGAGUCUGGAAACCUCCAUGGAUGCCCCAUGUCAUUCGUGAUGGGACUCGACAAGGAUAGCUACCCACCUGAAUUCUCAUGGGUUCCUCAAUGUUUGAAACCAAACAAAAUAGCUUAUAUCGGCUUGAGAGAUGUUGACGAUGGAGAAAAGCGUAUUUUACGUGAAAACAACAUCCCGGCAUUUUCCAUGUACCACAUUGACAAAUAUGGAAUAGGUAAAGUGGUGGAGAUGGCUCUUGACAAAAUUAAUCCUGACCGGUCUGCUCCCAUCCAUUUGUCUUACGACGUCGAUGCAAUUGACCCAUCAUUUGUUCCCGCGACCGGUACUAGAGUAGAAGGAGGACUUACUUUAAGAGAGGGUUUAUUUGUUGCUGAAGCCGUGGCAGAAACUGGUCUUUUGUCGUCGAUGGAUAUUGUGGAAACCAACCCUCUUUUGGGCCAAACUGACGCCCAUAUCUUGGACACCGUCAGUGCAGCCUGUGCCAUUGGUCGGUGUGCUCUUGGCCAAACAUUGUUGUAG
Molecule: messenger RNA, 843 nt
Organism: Meyerozyma guilliermondii ATCC 6260
Lineage: Eukaryota; Fungi; Ascomycota; Pichiomycetes; Serinales; Debaryomycetaceae
Gene: CAR1
Product: arginase
Exons: 1
Coding region: 1-843 (280 amino acids)
Cellular component (GO): nucleus; cytoplasm; cytosol
Molecular function (GO): manganese ion binding; arginase activity
Source: RefSeq, a predicted model, not a curated record